Molecule: messenger RNA, 7191 nt
Organism: Magallana angulata
Lineage: Eukaryota; Metazoa; Mollusca; Bivalvia; Ostreida; Ostreidae
Product: sperm-associated antigen 17-like
Exons: 40
Coding region: 101-6967 (2288 amino acids)
Biological process (GO): epithelial cilium movement involved in extracellular fluid movement; axonemal central apparatus assembly
Cellular component (GO): axonemal central apparatus
Source: RefSeq, a predicted model, not a curated record
UCUCGUAGCAACCUUCUAAACAUAAAUAUGGCGGCAGAAUCGUAGAGUGAUUAAAAAAGCGAGAUAUACACUCUCUUAAACCAAAUAAACGGUUGAUACAAUGUCAAAAGCAGGGAAAAGAGUUAAAAGUGGUUCAGGACAAGGAGGUGCCAAAUGGGAACAACCACUGUUGGCCGCUACUUUUGACGAGGAAAGUUGGAAGGCUAAUGUGACAUUUGUGGUAGGCGAGAAACCUGAAGAUUAUACAUGGAUUGAUAUCCUUGGGGCUACCAUCGCUGCAGGAUCCAGAAGACUUUUCAGUGUAAUCUCUAAGGAGCAGCUGGAGGCUGAGGUCAAAGAAUUGGGAAACCCAAAAGGCAAGAAACCAAAGGAAGUUCCCCAACAUUUUGAAGUGUGUGAGCCAUGCAAAAUACACUUGGAUAAUGGUGAAGAAAUACCACUGCCUCUCCUAGCACGGCUCAUUAAGUUUAAACUUUUGGCAAUCAAAGCUAAUGAUCUUAAGCGCAGGGAAACAGAAAAGAAGCUAGGGCAAGGUGGUAAGAAAAAAAAGGCUGCAGAUGGUAAGGACAAAGGAAAAGGAGGAAAAGAUAAACCAAAGUCUGCAGGGAAGGGGAAAGGGGGAGGAAAGAAGACCCCAGAGCCCCCCUCAGCCAAGGAGGGGUCCAAACUGAGGAAGCGAGGGGAAGAGGAUGAUGAAGGAAAAUACAUAGAUGAUGAGCCAGAUGACGGAGCUCAGCACUACGUGGUCAUCUACGGCUUCCACAACCCACACCUGAUCGCCUACCUGUCUGAGCUGGGGAUCACUGUGGAGUCCAUUGUAAAAAUCAGCUCUCAGGAUUACUCCAGGUUCCAGAAACAGGAAGUUCCAGAUGUGGAGAAAGAUGAAAAAACAUUAGCUUUAGAAGAAGUGGAGAGAAAUCAGAAGCAGAAACUGAAGAAAGAGCUGAAGCAGUACUGGAAGGAUGUGCUGUUGUUACUGCAGAAGCCACCAGAUGGCAGUAACCUCCACAACAUCGCCCGGAAAGACUAUGAGGUCAAGAACCUCAUUGUCCCUGAAAACCUUGAAGAUCCGGAGCAGAAGAAUAACUUGGGAACAGCACUGUUUGAGGAUAUUGCCUGUAUGGUGUAUGACUUGAUUGAUGCCAAGCGACAGUACCAGACUUACCUGGACAACCUAAAGCUAUUACAUAUUCCUGUCCCUGGGGAAGUGGCCCAGACUCAAGAAGAGAAGCCUGCAGUCUCUGCUGCCCCCACCCCCCAGCAGACCACCGCUCCCAGCAUCCCGUCCAUUCACCCAGACCAGUUGGAGACCAAGGUGGAGGUGGACAUGAGGUACUACAAUGACCUGAUGAACUGUAUCCCUCAGGAGAGCGCCAGCAUCCCGCUGAUGAUGCACUGCAUGCUGGAACAGGUGGCAGCUACAGAGGAAGGAAAGGACCCACCCAGUGAACAGCUCCCACCCAGACGGGCUGAUGGAAUUAACACUAACCUAGUGUCCCACAUCAGUAACAUGGCAUUCAAACUGGCUCUGUCCGAAGAUGAACACAGUAUGCUGUCGGACAUAUUUGAUUUACCAGAAAGACCCCCUGAAACUCUGAACCAGCCACUUCUCAUGAAUAUUCAUGAUGACAUUUGCAUCCGUACCAACCACCUGAAGACAAUUUACGGAUUCAAUCCACAGGAGGUGGAGAAAGAGAUGUUGAAGAAACUCCCCUUUGAAAACUUGAUUCACAUUCCCCGCCCUGCCUCUUCUGUGGCCAAGGAGCGAGCGGCCCGCCUACAGGAGCUGAUACAUUUCAGUGCCACUGAUGGCCUCUCCCAGUCAGAAAUUGACCGCGCCUUCAAGCAGUUUGUGUUUGAGUGUAUGGACUUGGCUGGUACUGAUCCCAACGGUUUUAUCAUUACUCGGGACAGCGAGGGAUUGGAGCAUUCUGCAAUCCCAUGGGAUGAUCCUUAUCCGUUCUUCAGAGGAAUGAUCCCCAAACAUGAAAAAGCCUCAAAAGAAGAAUUUAUGUCCACACCAUCAGAGGAAAGAUCAGGUGCCCAUACUGUCACAAUAAAUGUUGUCAAGUGGAGUGAUAUGGAGUUGAUUGACUAUGAGGUGCCCGAUACUCCUUCUUCAGGUCCCAGUACAGGGGAAGUAACUCCCAAUAGUUCGCAGGAGAUGCUCACGUCACAAAAAUCUGACCAGACUUUGAGAAAGUCUAGGUCAAAGAAGAAAUCGUCCACAAGUGCUGUAUCUCCUACCCCAAUUCCUCCUGAUGAACUGAAAAGAAUGGAAAAAAGUCCCGAUCCCAGCGAUCGAUCCCGACCCUCCACAGCGGACAGUAAGAAGGGGACCCUACGCCCCUCCUCCCGCUCCAGCUCAGGAGGAAGACGAUCCCGCAGUAACUCGGUCCACUUUGAGAAGGAUGCAGCAGGACAUCCCAUCAGACACAUAGAGCUCGAAGACAAGGAAGUGACAGAGGAAGAGCCAGUUAAGACGGCAGAGGAAAGCAUGCACGAGAUUGUGGACGCCCAGAAACGCGUGCUGGACCAGUGGUGCUUUGCUGAACACUAUGAACCGCAUGUACUGUUACAGGUGUUGAAAGAGACAAGCUAUCUGCUGCCUUUCAUGGACACCUAUUACAACAAGAGAGAUAACUCCAUGAUGGUGGUCUUACACAACCCCUUCAACACGGAGUUCCAGAACCACGUAGAUUGGCACACAGAACUUCAUAGUAAUUUGGGAUUUAGGAAUUACCUGGAGUAUGUCGCCGAAUCUGUUGCUGACUGGAUGCAGGAGGAGGAGGCUAAAUAUAGCGCCCAUCUGCUGAGUCGGGAACUGGACAAAAUGCAGCAGGAUGAGGAUGCUGCAGCCAAAGCAGCAGAGUUAGCCGCCAAAAAGGGCAAGAAGUCACCACGAAAAUCACCAAGCCGAUCGAAGAGUCCCAAAUCGAGAGCAAGCAGCCAUGAGAGAUCUUCCUCUGCAAACAGCAACAUGUUUGUCCGUGCUAACUCCCUGAAGGCAUGGAAGGAGGAGCAGGAUCGUGCUAAGGCUGAGGAGGAGGAGAAGGAGAGAGCACAGAGUGCUAAGAGGGCACGAUCUGCUCAGAAAAGGGCUGAAAAGGACGCUGAGAAGGAUAAGAAAAGGCCAGGCUCUCGAGGAAGUGCAAAGUCCAAAUCUUCCAAGGAGAGGGAGGCAGAGCCCCAGGAACCACCCUCAGAGGAGAACUUGGCACCCCCAGAGAGAUUCUGGCCGUUUACCGGCUAUGAUGUAGGAAACAAACUGAUCCAUGUAUCUGGAAUCACAACUUCAAUGUUCCCCUGUGAUGGCGGUCAGAUCAGGACAGAGAGAUUGGAGUUUGUUCAAGGUACAACUAGCAUAAAGUCAACAAUUUUGAAGGAUGGCCAUAACUUUACCGUCCAUAUUCUGGAUCCCAAGGAAGGGACUGAGGAGACCGAUGCUGAUGAGGACAUGCCCUCACCAGCCAAUGAAAAGGCAGAGUUUGAGAAGUCUGAAAAAGAUGAUGCUAAAACAACUGAUGGAGACCGAGGAAGCAGUGCCCAGAAGACGUUGAAGUCUGAUGGUGACAAGAGCUCAGUCAGUGCAUUCGGAUCCAUCACAGCCCAGCUAAUGGACGGAAUGACCCUGGCUCUCAGUCAGUUUGGGGCCACAGGAGAAUCCAAAGAUGGGAAAAAAUACGAACCCAUUCCUUACACUCCACCUCCAUCUACACCACUUCCUGGACCACCCCCUUCCCCCACAAAAAGCAAGAAGGGGGACAAGAAAGGGGCACCUACACCUGAACCACCUCCACCAGCAACACCACUGGAAGAUGAGGAGAAGAAGGACCAGGAGGAGAAGAAAGAUGAGGAGAAGCCGUUACAACAGCCGUUCCAGCAGCUGUAUGUCUCCUGUCCUGAUGGACUCAAUGUCAAGUUCAUGCUGGAGAGCUCACUGGGCAUGAAACCAAUAGCAGAAGAUGACAGGCGUCUGCUCGUUAAACAGAGCUAUCCCUACAAGACCAAGGGAGAGCAAGACUGCGAGGCAGUGAGGCGGAAGUAUGCACUGAAGGAGACCUCCCGAAUCAUGACUUCAGAGGGAACCGUCAUCAAAAUGAUGGAGGAUGGAAGUAUUGAGGUUUUGUAUGCUGAUGGCACAAUCAGCGUGCACAGGGGACACUGGGAGGUUCCUAGGAGGAGAAGUGUCUCCCCACAGAGACCAGAGAGUCAGGACGAGGAGAGGGGGUCAUGGACCACCACCUACCCCACAGGGGAGAAAAUCAUGUAUAAAGGGAACGGGGACAUGGAGGAACUAAAGGCCGUCAUGAUCUCUGUGGCCUCUGAUCCAGAGACCAAUCAGACAAUGGCCACCAGAGAUGACCAUGUGAUCACCGUCAGCUACCCUGAUGGCACCACUAUCGUGGAGCACGCUGAUGGGACAAGAAUCACCACCUACUACAGGGAGAACACAAUGAAUGCCGAGGAGGGCCAGGAAAUGGAAAUGGAAAAGGAGUUUAACUCCCAGACAGUUAAAUUCGUGAAGGUGGAAUGUCCAGCCUAUGCUACUGUGGAGUUUAACUGUGCCACUAGUGAGAACCUGACAAUUUUUGGGAAUGGCUCCACCAUCAAUGUCUUCCCUGACGGUUACUACAUGCUGCACCACUGGGAUGGAGGCCGCUGCGAGGUGGAUACCGAGGGCACCGUCACAUACUACCCCCGCCCAGACAAAGUCACAGAGCAGCUGCUACCAGAGAGAGAGCUACAGUACGUCCUACGACACAAUGCGGAUGUUAUCAUAGAAACUGUGGACACAGAUGGAAACGUGUUCAAUGUGAAAUCCAAUGGAGACUUCCAAUGUAUCCCAGUUAACGGAGACGAAAUGUCAGAUGUCAGUAAUGAGGAUUUGCCGAAAUCCGAGAAGAAACUUUCGACCUACAGGGAGCAUGCUCCAAGGUUCCUCAUCAUCCAUGCGGACGGAAGUGGGACGGAGCUACUGAGAUACCAGGAUAUUGCGGAGUAUCUGACUAAUGCGGAACAGAGUCCCGCUACAGCUGUAUUGAAGGACGAACUAGCUAAUUUCCCAGGCGUCACAGGAAUCACCAUCUUGAAACCAUACAUUGGCGGACCAUCAGAGAGAUGGCUGAAGAAAUACGAUCAGGAGUCCAUCAUUCCGCAUGGAAUCAGGUGCAGAGAUCUGACUACUCUGCCUCCUAAAGAAUUCAAGACACCUGGUUCUAAAUUUGGAGCAAAUUUAGGUCAAGGUCUCUCUGUGGGCGGGGCUGUUAAACAACCAGUCAGGAUUCCUAUCCUGAAGUGCCCCAGUGUGUUGGAGCUCAGACAGAUGAUUCAGUACAAGCCUGUUUCUGCAUCACUCAGAGAAAAGUUACAGAGUGGAUUGAGGGAGUAUGCUGAGUAUAUAAUUGAGAGGAACAAAGUGGCGGAUUACAUGCAGGUGGUGGAUCCAAGAACUGAGGAGGAGAAGAUCAACGCCUCUGAUCUCCAGGAAAUAGGUCUCCAGCAGGCCAAGGACAAGAACUAUGCUUCAGCCAAUGUCAAAGAGCUGUAUGAGAGGGCCACAGCUCCCCCCGAGCCAAGCCCCCCACCCACACCACAGCCCAAGAGGACCCAGGCUGACUGGGAACGUGACCAGAGAGAGGUCUCGGAGGAAAAGGCUGGGAGGGAGGCACUCAAAAAGAGAAACAUUCCCAGUUAUUUUGACAGCGAGUUUGGCAAAGCUUUCCUGCUCACUCAAGCCAAAGAUGUGGACGAGAUUUUAAGGGAGCUGUCGGCCGACCCCAGGAAAGAUGGAACUGAGGCUGUCAGAGGUCAGCUGUCCGGCCAGAGUGGUCAACAAAUGAGUCCUGUUACCAGCGCCUACCCUGCUAGAUCACUGGCCGCAGUGACCUCAGUUCAGAGUGAUCGAUCAAGCAUGUCGCCAGUGGAUACGUUACCCCCUAAAAACGUACCAGACACACCCUUGUCUUAUGCAGAUAAUGAAAUAAGAGGAGUGUACACAGAAACAGUACCUUCUCGAGGAGGGGUGAGACCAGGUAACCCAACCCCAGCACAUGCCCAGGGUCAAGGGUCACCUGCCCCCAUCCGACCCCAGAAUCCAACCCCUGUCCAUGCAGGAAAGGAUAAAACCGGAAGACCAAUCAAUCCAACCCCCAAACAUGCUGGAGGAGGAAUGGACUCACCCUCAGAUUUACCAUCACAGCUUGACUACCCUGCCAUAAUAAUGGAACAGCCUUUAGAGGAGGAAGUGGAAGAUGAAGUUGAUGGUGAAGAAUUGACCUUGACCAAAAGUCUGAAGGUCAAUGUUCUUGGUCAGCCCCGAAAGAACCCAGUGCCCUUGCCAACUGGAAUAAAAGGUGGUCGUCCAGGAGCCAUUCCAAAUAUCAAGUACAUUUCCAUUGAGGAGCCAGUGAGGAGAAAAGUCAACACCUCCCUGACCGCGGGGGCCUCCAUAAAGGGACAGAACCAGCUCUCCCACAUGAGUGGGUUGAUCCUGUUCCCUGAGGAGGUUGAGUUUGGGGUCCUGAAGGAAGGUUGUACAUACUGUUACACAGUGUACCUCAAAAACACAGGGAUUGAUUCCUGUAGGUUCAGGAUCAAGCAGCCUCCCCCAGCCACGGGGCUUAGGAUCAUCUAUAAUCCAGGCCCAAUUGCGGCUGGAAUGAGGAUGGAGUUGAAUGUUGAGCUGUACGCCAUUGCUGUGGGGGUAGAGGGUGAGAUGGGGGUGGGGUCAGUCCGCCACGACCUGGAAAUUGUCACCCAGACAGACGUCCUCUUCCUUCCUAUCGCAGCAACUGUUCUGACGGCUUAUGAAUAUGACCACAGAAGUCCCAACAGUCCAAAGGGAGGCAAAUCCAAGGGAGCUAAACUAGUGUCCACCAAGCCACCAGCUACCACUGGCAUCAUCCGCCCCCGUAAAACACCGCUAGGAAUUGGUAACACCAGUGCUUCUUCCUUUGUGAGAUGAACCAUAGAAUAUGUGAAUGGUUCACAGACAUCUCCGUCCAAAUAAUAUUCAGAUAAAAUGCAUUUGUUGUUAUACUAAGGUCGUGUGGAUUUGGUUGCUUUUCCAACUGACUGUGAUAUUUUAUAACAAUUAUUUAAUGAAGAGGAUUCAUUUAUGAAUGUUUAUUACAAGUGUUUAUGUGUACCGUCUAUAUGUGAUAUAAAUAAAAACAUUGUCAACUAUAA